Gossypium arboreum is the source of this 5907-nucleotide messenger RNA. RefSeq names its product cysteine-tryptophan domain-containing zinc finger protein 7-like. The transcript is spliced from 12 exons. The record is from RefSeq and is a predicted model, not a curated record. Bases 430 to 5394 code for a protein of 1654 amino acids. Lineage: Eukaryota; Viridiplantae; Streptophyta; Magnoliopsida; Malvales; Malvaceae. Gene Ontology annotation, molecular function: zinc ion binding.
CAUAAUAGAAAAAAUAUACAUAUAUAUAAAUAAAUAAAAGAAACCCAAAUAAAAAGACCCACAAGAACCACAACAGCUCUUUGUUUCUGCAAUUUUGUUUCAGAGGAAAGUGUGAACAAAUUUCUGGAACCCCAAAAAAACCAACUCGGCACCGCGACACGGAACGAGUCAAUCCGGAGUCGGCGGCACUCGUCGAUCGAUUUCAACCCCCAUCAUUUGAUCAUCAAUAUCUCUGAUAGAUCCAAGUCGGUUUUGGGAGAUUUUCGUUGUGGGUUUUGGUGGUUUUUAGAAUAUAUUUUUUAUCGGAUUUAUUUUUAUUUUUAAAAUUUUGGUGAUGUUGGAUUUCCGGGAAGGUGGGGAAUUGGAGGGGUGAGGGGCCAAGGUUUUUUGGUAGGUUAGGAUUAGGGUUUUUGGAGGGCGGGUUUGGAGAUGGAUGAAAAUUCUGAGCCUGAAGAAGGAGAAGCUUGCUAUCACAGAGAUGACGACGACGACAUUAACCCUGAUACCGCUUUCUCCUACCUUGAUGAAAAGAUCAAAAACAUUUUGGGACAUUUUCAGAAAGAUUUUGAAGGCGGUGUUUCUGCAGAAAACUUGGGGGCAAAAUUUGGUGGGUAUGGCUCAUUUUUGCCUACCUAUGAACGGUCUCCGACAAGAUUAUCAUGUCCAAAGACACCACAGGGAAACUCCAGCACACCAAGGUCUACAAACAAUUUAUCCAUGGAGGGUGCAUUCCAGAAUUUGAAAGCUCCUCCAAAUGCACCCCCAUCUGGGAGACCUGGAAAUGCUACCUGCCCUAGUGGCAGUAUUGCAGCUAAACAUGACUUACAUUUGUCUUUUAAUCAUGUUGCUGAGAAGCCUGCCUUAAAGGAUGAUAGUUUUAACAGAGCAGAGAUUCCUACUGACCAGAAGACCCUAAAGGUCCGAAUUAAAGUGGGAUCUGAUAACAAAGUUCAAAAGAACUCUGCAAUCUAUAGUGGUCUUGGGCUUGAUGAUUCUCCAUCUUCGUCAUUGGGAAACAGUCCUGAGGAAAGUGGAGGAACGGUAACUGGCUCGCAAGGAACCACAAAUGAAUCACCCACCAAAAUUCUUCAGGUUAUGACUUCCUAUCAUGUCCCUGGUGGUGUACUCAUAUCUCCUCUUCAUGAAAGCCUGCUAUGCUUGUUAAGAAAGGAGAAGGAAGGUCCUUCUAGAGAGAGUAAAUCUAUCCCCUUGCUUAAGGCAUGUCCAGAAAAUUCUUCUGGGUUAAUAGAUGAGUCCAUUUUGGGUAAUGGAAAACAACUCAGGGAGAAGAAAACAAAAUUUUUAAUUGGGAAAAGCAAAAAGGUGGUGGAGUCAAAGCAAGGGAACCGCAUGAAUGUUGAGAAUGAUAAGAAGUUGCUCAUAAAAAAUAAGUUGCAAAAUGAGAUUGCAGGAGGGAAGGAGUUGUUGUCCCAUGAUUUGAAACACACAGCUCUAUCUAAUUCAGUUAAUGUUGCUGACUCUGUGGAAUCCAUGCCUAGGGUAUGUGAUCUUUCUGCAGAGGCUAAUCAGGAUGGAUCAAGAGGUGGAAUAUUUUCAUCUGACUCAUCAAAGAAGGAUUCUUUGGAGUCAAUAUCCGGAAGGAGUAGAGCUAGUGGCAAGAAGAAAAAGAAGGAUAUACAGCGUAGUUCAGUUGAAAAGGUUUGGGAACAGAGUGUAGUAGAUACCAGUAAGAAUGCUUCAGUUGACCUUGGGGAUAAUGUUGGGAGUAAAUGCUACCAAAAUACUGCCCCUUUAAAGUGUAAGGAAGAUUCAAAAACAAAGGUUGGUCAGGAAGCUACAUUUCCUGUACAGAAAGAAACAAAUAUUCCAUCUGAGAUGGAAAACACAUUGUUUGUGGGCAAGAAGAAGUCAAAAGGUAGCAAUAAUGCUGGACAAAUUGCUGAUUCAAUGAAGGAUAGUUUAAGGCUCGAUGUGAGCGGAACACCUAAAGAUACAACCAGUUCUAGUCAGAGUUUUUCUUCAGGUAAAAGUAAUAUGAAUAGGUUGAAGUUGCAGAAGGAUAUUAAUAAGGUCCAAGAUAAUCAUAGAGAUGCAUUGGACACCAAUUUCAAACAAAAACGUGACAAAAUGGAUCCAUCAAUGAGGCCUUUUCACAAUAGACCAAAAGAUGCUGGUCCUACUACAGAUUUUGAGAGGGGGCACAAUGGUUAUUUGGACAAGUCAAAAGAAAUAUUUAGUGGUGGAACAGUUGAUAACCAGCUGUUGGGAGUGGAUGCUCCAGGUGUGGUUCCUCACCUUUCUGACCAGACACUUGCCUCUCAGACAACAGCAUUGGCAACAACUGCUUCUGUAUUCAUAGAAGAAAACUGGGUUCAGUGUGAUCGUUGUCACAAUUGGCGACUUUUGCCUUUUGAUACUAGACCGGAACAACUCCCUGAGAAGUGGCUGUGUAGCAUGCUUAAUUGGCUGCCUGGAAUGAACAGGUGUGACAUCAGUGAGGAGGAGACAACAAAAGCUCUCAGAGCAUUGUACCAGGUUCCAGUAGCUGAGAAUCAAAGUAAUCCAGAAAAUCAUGCAAAUGGAACCAUGCCAUUGAUCACUUCAGCUCAUCUACAGCAUCUUGAUCAGAAAAACUCUAGUUUCAAUUCUCAGGUGUCAUCUAUUCAAGGCAAGAAGAACCAUGGCCAGAAGGAACUGUGCAAAGCAGGAAGCAGUGGCCUGAGUCAGAUGUCAAACUCUAAAAAGAACCAACGGCAGGAAUCUUUGAAAAGUAGGAGCUUAAAGAACGUGACCCAGGUCCCUAUCGAAUCAAAUCUCACAAAGAAAUCCAGCUUCCAGCAAAAAGAAAAGUAUCCAGCUGCAGGAGUGACCAAGCAAGCAAAGAUGAAAAACAAGAGGGAGUCUGGUCUAUAUGUGAAUGGAAGUUCAAAGAAAGUCAAAACAGAAAUUGUAUACACGACUGAUAAACAUCAGAGUGCUAACUUGGAUGUCAGAACGGUGGGCCUUAAUUCAAGCACUGGCUUGCCAACUCAAGCAAAUGGAAGAAGUAUGCAAAAGUAUAAUGAGUGCACUAAUUCUGGGGAUCUAAAGCAUGAUUUGAAAGAAAGAUCAGUAGUUUCUGUUAGAAAACUUGUGGAUCAAACUCAGGUCUCAUCAGAUGGUGUGUCACUAGACAUGAAAAAAUGUGAUGAAAAGGCUUUUGUGAAGAAAAGAAAAUUGGAGGACCGGGAGGACAGUGAAAAUGGGAAUGAGUUAUAUAUUAAGGAAGAAAGUAGUGAGAGUGGGUUUAGGAAUGGAAAGAAAUCACGAGUUUCAAAGAUUGAGGGGGAGCAGCCCCAUAGAAAUGAUGUUGAUGGUAUGAUGUACAGGAAAAGCAUGGAUCAUUUGAUUGGUAGUGCUAAUGAAGUCAGGAGCAUUGAUAGGAACCAGCAACUUAGAAAACACAAGAAAAAGUCUUCUAAGAAAACGUUGGAUGGCCUUGAUUUAUUGAGAAGGGAUUCUGAAACUGGGCAAAAUUUGAAGGCAGCAACCUCUAGCUCUUCUAAGGUUUCUGGUUCUCAUAAAACAAGAGUGAACUUUGAAGAAGCAAGGGGUUCACCAGUUGAGUCAGUUUCUUCAUCUCCCAUGAGGACCUCAUAUCCGGAAAAGCUUGCAUCAACCAAGGGGGAAGGUUCAGGGUAUGCUGCUGCUGCAAAUACUGGCAUUCCCCCAAGUGGCAAUUCUCGAUCUUGGGAUAGAGAAGGUACUGUUGAGCUUGCUCAGUCUGUUUCAGAAAUGAAAGAGAGAGUAUCAGGUGAUUUUAAUCCUAAAUCACAUAAAAUUUCUACCGUGGGUUGUCAGGAUAGAGAUUCCAUUAGCAAAAUCAGCAUUAAAACUAAACCUUCUUCUAGAUUGGGGAAAAGCCAUUUGCACAAUGGUGAUACUCAUUUUUCAGAAAAUGGGCUGAAUGCUCUAGAAUGGCCCCAUGGUGAGGAUAGAGUGAACAAAGAGUGCCAGGUUGUGCUUCCUCAGAAAUCUGAUAAGGGUUACAUUUCACAGACAAAGAAUAACGGAAGAAGUUCUGCUGCAGAUAAAAUGAAGGUUUAUGAUCCAGCUGAUCGACAGGAAGAUUUGUGUUCUAGAAAGAACAUGAAGUAUCAAUCAGAUGUCGACCCUGAGGGUCAUGCAUGUCUUCAAGAAACAACUGCUGAUUGUAAACUCAAUCUGCCAAAACCUAGCAAGGAUGGGAAGAACAAUGUUGGAAGGAGGGAUCCUUCCGGUCAGUGGUCAAGUGACAAUAGAAUGGAAGCCCAAUCAAAUAAAAAGCAUGAAGUUGAUGCAAAAACUGCUGCUGCUGCAUGCAGCACAAAGGGGAAGACUGCCCCUCAGAAAAAUGUGAUUCAGGAUUGUGAUGGUCAAACAAGGCAAGUAGAGACAAGAAAUGGAAUUUCAAAAUCAUCCAUGCAUUGUGAAAAUGAAAGUCAGAAAGAAAUAGCAGGCCAUCUAACAGCACCAGAAGCCGAACAAGGAGUUGUUUCUGAUGGGUUUCCAGUUAAUGGUUCUGACAAUGUUGAUUUGUCUAAGGCUAUAAAGCUGCCUGGAAAAGCUGGCACCAAGAAUGGAUCUAACCACAGUUUGGGGAAGCAUAUACCUGAUUUGCGUGUGGCUCACAGUCCAGUGAGAGUAAAUUCCUCCAAUCAGACGGCAAAUGAUGCCCUGAAUGAUGCUGAAAAGCUUAGAAACUAUGCUGAUCGUCUUAAGAGUUCUGGUUUUGCUUUUGAAAGCAAUGAGAUUUACUUUAAAGCUGCUCUCAAGUAUCUUGGCGUUGCUGCCCAUCUAGAGACAAGCAAUAGCGAGAGUGGUAGACAUUGCGACCUGAACCAAAUGCAAGUGUAUAACACUGCCACUAAACUUUGCGAGAUGUGUGCCCUCGAAUAUGAAAGGCGUAGAGAAAUGGCUGCUGCUGCUUUGGCCUAUAAAUGCAUGGAGGUAGCAUACAUGAGGAUAGUUUACUGUAAACAGUCUACUAGCAGUCGAGACCGGAAUGAGUUACAAGCAACUCUACAGAUGGUUCCUCAAGGUGAAUCUCCAUCAUCUUCUGCAUCAGAUGUUGAUAACUUAAAUAAUCAACAAUCAGUGGAAAAGGCUCCAUUAGCCAAGGGUUUAGUUUCACAUGGUGGGACCCAUGUCAUUGUUGCUAGAAACCGCCCAAGUUUUGUCCGGCUGCUUGACUUUACACAGGAUGUAAGCUUUGCUAUGGAGGCUUCAAGAAAGUCCCAGAAUGCUUUUACAGCUGCAACUGCAUCACUGGAAGAAACACAAAAUACAGAGUGUAUUAUUUCUGUUAGAAAGGUGAUUGAUUUCAGCUUCCAGGAUGUGGAGGGACUUAUAUGCUUGGUUCAGCAGGCUAUGGAGGCCAUUACUCGUUCCGGUUUAGUUGGUGCUAGAGAUUAAGUUACUCGUGUAUAUAUACAGUGUCUUUUUCGGUUUGGAGAAGAAAGGGGGAAAAAGAUGCUUGCUUAGACCUGCAAUUGGAAACACGCAAAGAUGUCGGGUCACCAACAGCAUGUUGCCUCUCUGUACAUGUGUACAAAGUGAGACUAAUCUGCAAAUUUUGGUAAUGUAUAUUUCUUAUUUUUCACCUUCUUCUUGACAUUUUUUUAAGGAGGCUCAACCUUAGGUAUUGUGGGUUGGCAAAAAAAAAAAAAGAGGAUGAAAUUCUAGCCUUAUUGGGAAAGAGAUUUGGAGUUCUAUGUAAGAUAUCACUUCCAUAUAGUAUCUAAUUUUUUUGCUCCAUUUUAUUUUGGGGCCUGAGGAAAAGGAAUAUACAUAGAGAUAUUGUUAAUCAUUUUUAGGCAACCAUUUUUGGGGAGGGUUGAAUACUGCCUGAUGACACUUUUCUUUUUAUGCAUUAAUGCCUCGAUGUUCUCUUCACAAUUUUGGAAUGGAAAAUGAUCAUUCUUUUCA